Chara braunii is the source of this 1872-nucleotide messenger RNA. NCBI's taxonomy places the organism in Eukaryota, Viridiplantae, Streptophyta, Charophyceae, Charales, Characeae. The record is from the annotation of a GenBank genome assembly.
GGCUAUCGGGGGGACGGUCGUUGUGGGGCAUAAGAGAAUAAGAGAAUGCGCCCUGCCGUUGAAGAUGCACAAGCAGGUGUGUUCACGUGUGCUGAGAGGAGACAGGAAGGUCUGUAGAAGCAGAGUUCCGUACGCGGUGUUCGAGCAGACGGAGGGCGGGUGUUCAGGAAGCUCGGGACUGAAGAUCAUGACAUCAUCUAAUACUUCUUCUAGGCGCAGCGGCCAGCUUCCGCCCCUCAAGCGUAACAGACCCAAGUUGCUCGAAUAAAUCUAGUUAUCUAAGGAGGCUCAAGAGACAAAAAAACAGCGGCUGCCCCAGGUUGUGCACAACACAACCCUCGAAAUGGAGGAGUUCAUACACGUCCCUGAGCCGACGGAGCCUCUUCUUGUCAUGCAAAAAUGGUACUUUGUGCAUUACAUGUGGCGUUGGUCGAACGACAAGAGAGUCCUUGAUAUGACUAUCGCAGACAUGAACCAGCGUGAGGCGGUCAACGACACGCACUGAACAUUGGCAAAUACAUAUGGCGGCAUCCACAACGAUCUUCUCCCUUUGCUACGAAGAGGCACAAUCUGCGAUGUGGAGGACGGCUAUGUUCUGCCAUAUAUUGGCACACCUCUCACAUUCACACGUACAACAGGUCACAAAUAUUAUGGAAACUCACUCGUCCCGUGCUUCAACGCUAACAUGCGGGCGAUUGAACCGCCUCUGCGUAAAGUGGACGAAGCUCCCAGCGGUGAAAACCCCACAGUCGAAGAUGAUAAUGCGGUGGCACGAACUUCCACUGCUCAACCACAACCCCUGCCGGCAAACCGUCGACCACAUGCCACUUGAACAGAAAUCGCUGCCCCGCUUCUGACCAUCGCCAGAGAUGGCGAAUGACAUCCGUGAAGGGCGACGUCAGCCAUACAAUGACAGCGCAAAUGCAUAACAUCAUACAUCCGACAAGAUCUCCCUAUGGGACGACUGACACUCAAAAAGGCCUCCUUGUUCAUGCCUGUGUCCGCAAGAUGCCUGGAGGCCACCUUGUUGACUUCUACUUGGCAGACAUGGACCACGGCGCGACGAUUGAACAUAUGCAUACCAUGUUUAGGACUGCAUAUCGUGAGGCUUGUGAGACAACAAUGCCUUUGUUGCGGUGGGCCACUGUGUAUCAUUGCCCUCACACAUUCGUUAUUCCUUCAGUGGGCAACUGUAUAACGUUCCAUUAUACGAUCGGUCAUAAAUAUACGUUCACUCCUCCAGUCCCGUCGUUCAAAACGAAUUUCCGUUGGAUAGCCCCUCGCCCGCCGUUGCUCUGUCUGCCGCCUCCUUAGCCUCCACAUGAGCCCUCCCCCCCUGCAAUGAAUGAACCACGAGUUCCAGCUCCGCUAAUGUUGACAUUCCCUGCUCACAAUAACCACAUCAGCCCUCGGUCAGCUCCCUCACUUUCCCCGCCCUCCGCUAACGCAAAUGUUUGGCCUACAAAUGAUACUUCAUGCAACCAUUGUCGCACACUUCAUACAACCCUUGCCCACUUUGGCCACACCUCGUGUACAAUGCCAUGUUUUCUUAGAUCAAUUUGACGCCACGCCCUACCUUUUAGACUGUCUAGAACUUCUUCAUCCUCGGCCUCGUCGUCAUGUGCAAUACCAUGUUCUCAUACAGGACUUCGUGCCUCACUCCUCCCUCAUGCCCUCUCACUACAAUGUUUGCGCCUUCAUUCUCCACUUUUCUUUCUUCACCUGUAAGACAUGUCUACUGUCAUCAGCGACAGCGUCUCCGUGUCAAAGACGAAGGGAAUAACUAUACAUGUUCAAUGCCACCGCUCACACUUUUCUGAACAGUUCGCCUUUGAUCCCCUCUGUUUCUUAAUUGACGACAAAUGUUUACUA